Molecule: messenger RNA, 5598 nt
Organism: Candidula unifasciata
Lineage: Eukaryota; Metazoa; Mollusca; Gastropoda; Stylommatophora; Geomitridae
Source: the annotation of a GenBank genome assembly
GAAUCCAAAAGACAUCUGGGCUCCCUGACACAGAUGGGAAUAGGGUCCAUGGUCCGGGAGAUUGCAGAGGAAAUUGAUGUCAGUGACAGCAAGGAGGAGAAUUCAGAAGAUUACAACAGCAAGUCCCCCUCAGCCGUGGAUUUUUCUGACAUCACUGAGACAGCAGAUGAUGACGAAUUCCUGGGAAUCAGUAGAGAAUUGCUGGAUAAACAUGACAGCCACAUCGAAGUAGAUGAUCGGAAGCUGAUGCCUCCUCCAUCUUGGUUGCCAUGUCCAACUCAGCCAAUCAGCAUUAGCACUUCUGAGAGUGGAGCUUCCCUUCUGCAAACGACCACAGGAGGCGUGUCCAGUGGUGAGCAAGUGUCUCCCUCAUCCCUGAGCCCCGGCAAAAAGCUGCAUACCCCUCUUGCUGACAUGAUGCCCCCAGAGCUGGCCAAUGUGGAUGUCACCUCUCUUUUCCCAGAGUUUAGACACGGUCAGGUCCUGCGAUUUUCAAGACUGUUUAAACCAGCUCAUAGUCCUCACAUCUGGAGGAAAAAGCGAAAGAAGAAAGAGGAUGAAGACAAGAAGGAUGCCAAAGAGGAUGACAAGCAAAAGAAGGAUGGUAAAAAGAAAGACAGCAAGGAUGCGAAAGGAGGUAAUGACAAAGAGGUGGGUGUUCCAGAGAAGGGCGAUGCUGCUGGCACACUCAAAGAUGGGGCAGAUCAAGGAAUCAAGGAGGAUACUGAAACAGUCAAAGAUAUUACAGAGGAAGACGCCCAUGAGGGGGAAGAUGAGGAGAGUGAAGAGGAAGUAGACAUAAAACUUAAUCUUGGGAGACCUCCAAAGAAGGAAGAGCUUAUGGAGGAUGAUGAGAAUAUUUUGAAGCGACCACUAGAUCUCUACUCUAGCCGAGGUCACUCCAAAAUGAUGGACACUGACCAGGAUGUGGAUGUGGCCCCCUGGCGCUAUGGUCCUUCCAGGUAUUGGUAUGAUUACCUGGGGGUGGACGAGACGGGUCAAGGCUUCCAGUAUGGCUUCAAGUUAAAGCCAGAGGAAGACAAGAAGUGGGAGGAAGAAGAGGCUGAAAGACUAGACAAGGAUCUCGACUAUGAUCGAUACCUCAUGGUCACUCAGCAGAGAUGGGAGGAUAAAAUCAUCUGGGAUGGAGAGGAAGCCAAGCAACGAGUCCUGGAAGAGCAUAAGAAGAACGUGGAGUUUGCUGGAUGGGUGCCCAGUACCAACAACAGGACUUUUGCCCAGUCACGGUCUCAGUCUGGCCUUAUGCAGAGAUCCAAGUCCAUUCUCUCCAAGACUGUGGACUCUGACCUUGGCAAAGACGGUGAGUGGUACUCCAUCUUCCCUGUGGAAAAUGAAGCGCUCAUCUACAAGAACUGGGAGCGGGACAUAAUCUGGGACGCUCAGAGCGUAGACUUUGUGCCCACUCCAAAGGUCCUCACUUUGGACGCUAACGAUGAAAACAUCAUACUGGAAAUACCUGAUGACAUAGACCCCAACCAACAGUCGGAGCAGGAUACGGUCACCAAGAAGGAGAAGGAAAACAUGAGAAAGAGUAAAAUUUUGCUGGGGAAAGCAGGCAUUCUGAAGGAUGGUAACGAUGAGAAAGAAGAGGUUCCAAAUGCAGUGAAUGCCAAGGAUGUGUUCAACCUGUCAAACGAUGAGUACUACAGCCCCAAGCAGAUGGAGAACGCUCUUAGACCAAACAUAGGCAGUUCUGUGGUGCAGCACUCUACACCAGCUGCCGAGCUGCGGCAGCCAUUCUUCCCCACCCACAUGGGCCCCAGCAAGUUGAGGACGUUCCACCGACCACUACUCAAGAAGUAUUCACAUGGCCCUCUGGCCUCAUUUGGGCCUCAUCCUGUUCACAGCCUCAACAAGGUCAUAAAGAGGAAGGCCAAGAUAAGAGAACAGGAAAGGCAGGCUUUUGGUGGUGGGGAGAUUUUCUUUAUGAGGACGCCUCAAGACCUAACUGGCAUGGAUGGAGAACUCAUCCUGGCAGAGUACUCUGAGGAAUACCCUCCUUUGAUGAUGCAAGUGGGAAUGGCAUCCAAGAUCAAGAAUUACUACAAGAGGAAACCUGGCAAAGAUUCAAACCCUCCAACCUUCAAGUAUGGAGAACUAGCUUACGCUCACACGUCACCUUUCAUUGGAGCCCUGAAACCUGGCAACUGUCUGCAGGCUCUGGAGAACAACAUGUUCCGUUCUCCUAUCUAUGAGCACAUUGUGCCCCAGACAGACUUUCUUGUUAUUAGGACUAGACAUGGGUACUUCAUUCGUGAUGUUGAGACCAUAUACACCGUCGGACAACAGGGUCCUCUGAUGGAAGUGCCAGGACCAAAUUCUAAGAGGGCCAAUAACUUUGUUCGAGACUUUCUGCAGGUUUUCAUCUAUCGAUUGUUCUGGAAAAGCAAAGAUGAGCCUCGCAGGAUCAAGAUGGAGGACAUUAAGAAAGCAUUUCUGUCUCACUCAGAGAGCAGCAUCAGGAAACGUCUUAAGCUUUGUGCAGAUUUUAAGAGAACAGGUAUGGAUUCAAACUGGUGGGUCCUGAAGCCAGAUUUUAGACUUCCAACAGAGGAAGAAAUUAGGGCAAUGGUCUCGCCAGAACAGUGCUGCGCCUGGUAUAGUCUGACCACUGCCGAGCAGAGGUUAAAGGAUGCUGGUUACGGGGAGAAGUCCUUGUUUUCUCCUGAAGAAGAAACUGAAGAAGAUGCUCAGAACAAAAUUGAUGAUGAGAUUCGAGCAGCUCCAUGGAAUACCACCAGGGCUUAUAUUGCGGCCAUGAAGGGAAAGUGUCUACUACAGCUGACUGGCCUGGCUGAUCCGACAGGAUGUGGCGAAGGCUUUUCCUACAUCAAAGUUCCAAAUAAACCUACCACCAAGGAAGAAGCUAAGGAAACCCCAGUCAAGAAGACUGUCACAGGAACCGAUGCAGAUCUCAGGAGACUCAACCUGCAGGAUGCCAAACAACUACUGCGCAAAUUCGGUGUGCAUGAGUCCGAGAUCAAGAAGUUGUCCAGAUGGGAGGUCAUUGAUGUGGUCAGGACCAUGUCAACAGAGCAAGCAAAGCAAGGACAAGAUACUACUGGAUGGGUCAAGUUUGCACGUGGAAACCGUUACUCAGCUGCAGAACACAUGGAACGGUACAAGGAUGAGUGCCAGAGAAUAUUUGAUCUACAGAACAGGGUUUUGGCUUCCACUGAAACAUUAUCCACGGAUGAGGGGUCGACAUCUGGGGAGGAUUCUGAUUUUGAGGAAAUGGGCAAAAACAUCGAGAGCAUGUUGGCCAAUAAGAAAACUAGCACACAGCUGUCGCGAGAGAAAGAAGAAGCAGAGAGACGAGAACUACAGAGAAUGUUGAAAGGGGACAUGAGUGAUGCCAAGGACAAAAAGUCCAAAUCUGGGGCUGGUAUGAAUAAAGAUGAUGAUUUAAUGCAUCGAGGCCGGAAGCUGAAAAUUGUUAGAACCUUCCAUGAUGACACUGGCCGACAGUACCAGCGCUCGGAGAUGGUCACAAACCCUGUGGUUAUUGAUGCCUACUUGAGGAUUCGACAGACCAGGGACCCAAACUUUAUAAAACAGUUUGCAGCCAUGGAUGAUCAGCAGAAGGAAGAAAUGAGAAAGGAAAGGAGGAGGAUACAGGAGCAGCUCAGGAGGAUCAAGAGGAACCAGGAGAAGCCCAUGUCUACUCCGCCUCCAAAGAAAAAACCAAAGAAGGAAAAAGAACAACUCAUCAAGGCUUCCAAGAUGAAAUGUGGUGCCUGUGGGCAGAUAGGACACAUGAGGACCAACAAAGAAUGUCCCGUGUACAACAUGAAGGGUCCUGGUGCCGGCUCACUGCAGGUGGCCAUGACGGAAGAGCAAGAGGAGGAGGAGGAGAAGAAUGUUCCAGCAGAUCAUGAUCUCAUCAAUGUUGAAGGCACCAAGAUUAUCAUGUCAAAGACCUUGCUUGAACACGCUGAGAACAUUCGUCGCAAGUCUCUGGUGUUGAAGGUUCCCAAACAGGCUGUGGAAACAAAGAAGAAACGCAGGGUCAGCACCAUUGUGCACUGUGACUACUUGAAGAAACCUAAACAGUCAUCAAACAGACGGAGAACUGACCCACUGGUCACGCUGUCCUCCAUAUUUGAAAGCAUCCUGAAUGAACUGAGAAGUUUGCCUGAUAUCCAGCUGUUCUUGUUCCCUGUCAACCAGAAGGAGGUACCUGACUACUACAGGAUUAUCAAACGCCCCAUGGAUAUGCAGACGAUGAGAGAGCAAGUGAGACAGAAGAGGUAUCGCUCACGGGAGGAUUUCCUCACAGAUCUGCAUCAGAUUGUGGAAAACAGCAAGCUGUACAAUGGAGGGCAACAUUUGUUAACCUUAAGUGCCCAGGCAUUAUUGGAUCAUUGUUUCAAGAGGUUUGCAGAGAAAGAGCAGAAGUUGAUGAGACUAGAGAAAGCCAUCAAUCCCCUCCUGGAUGACAAUGACCAGGUGGCUCUGUCCUACAUCUUCGAGAAGGUCAUUAACUCCAUGAAAGCCAUAGAAACGUCCUGGCCAUUCCAUACACCAGUCAACAAGAAGGCGGUCAAAGAUUAUUACACAGUCAUCCAAAAACCAAUGGAUCUGUCCACUUUGUUAAAGAAUGUCCAGUCACACAAAUACCAGAGCAAGGACCAUUUUGUGGAAGAUGCAGAGCUCUUGUACACCAACAGCCUACAGUACAAUGGGCCCGACCAUGCGGUCACCAACACUGCCCGUAAACUGAUGGAAGUCAUGAAGGAGGAGCUGAAAGAAAAUGAAGAACACAUUGCACAACUAGAAGCAGACAUCCGGGCAUCGCAGGAAGCAGCCCUGGAGGCAGCAGAUACAGAUAGUAUGACUGGUACGUCUUUGAACAGGGAUGAUGGCAGUGUCCUAGGUGCGGACACGGAGAGCUUGGACGGAUUCAGCAUUGGCACAAAGGACAAUGUCACCAUUGCCGAGGAUGACACAAACUCAGCUAUGCCACACUUCCGUGACGGAAGAGAAUACUCCAAGACUGGCCAUGGGAUGUCCGAUUCAGAAUUUGUGGAUAUAGAGGGGGAUGAAGAAAGCCUUAUCAACCUGCAGCGUAGCCAGCAGGACAUUGACAUGGAUGAAGAAGAAGAGGAUGACCUGGCUAAAGAUUUACACCUCUCGGAUGGGGAGGAGGAAGAAGAAGAAGAGGAGGAGGAAGAUGAAACCAGUGUGGACAAUAUUGGUGACCUCAACCAAUCAGGGGAGGCUGUCAUGGAGGUGGGGGAGGUCGGCAACUUUGACGAGAAUGCCCAGUCGUAUUUUGCCACAGGUGAUGAGGAAGCUCUGGGAGAGACAUACGAAACUGCACAGUACGAAGAGGAAGGUGACAGUUUUGACCCCAGCGAAUUCUUCAAGAACAGCACACUGGCCACAGCGCAGGCCCAAGCUCAGGGAGGGGUGGACAUCAAUGAUGACCUGGAGAUAUCUGAUGACAGCGAUGAGGACAGGCAUGGGGAGGUUGAACAGAUGGAGGAGGAGGAAGAAGAAGACAGUGAGCCCUACCCUUUGAUCCCCACAGAAAACCAGACCACAGAGGGAUUCGAUAUCAAUGAAUAUAUAUAA